Messenger RNA from Camellia sinensis, 762 nucleotides. The record is from RefSeq and is a predicted model, not a curated record. NCBI's taxonomy places the organism in Eukaryota, Viridiplantae, Streptophyta, Magnoliopsida, Ericales, Theaceae.
CAAUGGUGAAUCGAUUUAUCUAGGGUUUCGAGUACGAUGUUAGUGUCUCUGAUCAUGUACGGGACAAGCAGGUGGCGUUGGAUGUGGAUCGUUGGAAACAGUGAGUAGAAGCUCAACGAUGCAGAGAAAAAUUGUGUAUUGAAGGUGGAAGCAACGGUGGGCUUCUUAUUGGGGCUUGCAUUAAUCAGGUAUAGCGGUGUUGAUUCAUUUUCUUGGUGGCAUUUUUUGGGUUUAUUCAUUUGUCAUAAUACAUCGUGUCUAUAAACUAAAUUGUAAAAAUUUGUGGUUACAGAGACCUAAUCUUUUUGGUUGUGCUCUUGCUCAUGUUGGUGUUAUGGAUAUGCUUAGAUUUCACAAAUUCACUAUAGGUCAUAGAUGGACAUGUGACUUUGGCUGCUCAGAGGAGGAAGAGUUCCAUUGGCUUAUCAGGUGCUCGCCACUGCAUAAUGUUAGCAGACCAUGGGAACAAUCCUCUGAUCAGUUUUCUCAGUACCCAGCUACCAUGUUAUUGACAGCUGAUCAUGAUGAUCGGGUUGUGCCAUUACACUCAUUAAAGUUAUUAGCGGUAAUUAAGAACCAAUCUGACCUCAUUGAUAAAAGACGAGUGUUUUACUCAGACAUAAGAGAUGACAAUCCAUUGAAUUCCAUUGUGUCAAAAGUGAAAAUUGUGCAACUUGCGGCAAAAGCUGACUUGGCUGAAAAAGAGAAUACUUUUGUCUUCAGACUUGUAUUAUGAUAUGGCAUAUUCAUUGCCACACUUUU